AUGACUUUUCCUGCGACCAAAAUCACUCCGAAUUUAUGGACAAAGCUUCCUCUUUCGAUGGCCAGAGGCAUCGCAACUCAAGUUGAGUUGCCAUCAACUUCGUUGAACUUGCAGCGUCGUGCUCAGGCCAGAAUCCGCGAGAUCGACUUUGCUUCACCUGUAAACAAGCACUUGAUAGACACAUUCAAUCGCCAGCAUAACUAUCUGAGAAUAUCUCUGACAGAGAGGUGCAACCUACGAUGCUUUUAUUGCAUGCCAAGCGAAGGCAUAGAACUCUCUCCUGAUGGCAAACUGUUGACCAACGCAGAAAUCAUACGUCUGGCUACACUUUUUGUCAAAAGUGGUGUUACUAAGAUCAGGCUUACCGGCGGAGAGCCAACCAUUCGUAAAGGGAUAGCAGAGAUUAUCGGUGACUUGAAUUCAUUGCGAAAAUAUGGCUUGAAAUCCAUUGGAAUGACUUCAAAUGGCCUUGCUCUCCAUCGUCACCUGCCCCAGUUAGUUGAAAAUGGCCUGAGUCAUCUUAACCUGAGUCUCGAUACUUUAGAUCCAUUCAAAUUUGAGCUCAUCACUCGGCGAAGAGGUCAUGAUGCGGUUCUAAAAGCUCUCAAAGUAGCUCUUGAAUCCCCUCUCGCAUCUGUGAAGAUUAAUGUCGUGGUCAUCAAAGAUUUGAACGACUCAGAGGUCCUUGACUUCGUAGAAAUGACAAAAACUGAGAAUAUCUCAGUGCGGUUCAUCGAAUUUAUGCCGUUUACAGGCAAUAAAUGGGACAAAAAGAAGAUGGUCCCUUCGUCUGAAUUGUUGGAACGUAUACGGGCUAAGCACCCGAAUGUGGAACGCGCACCAGACGAACUCAACGACACGGCAAGGUCAUGGUCGAUACCAGGCCACAAAGGGCAUUUUGGGUUUAUUUCAAGCAUGUCAGAUCAUUUUUGCAGUUCCUGCAAUCGUCUGCGUCUAACUGCGGAUGGCCAAAUAAAAGUUUGCCUAUUCGACGCGACAGAAGUCUCCCUCCGCGAUAAACUUCGCACGGGAGCGUCCGAUCAAGAGCUUCUGGAAACUAUCGGACGCUCAGUGUCUGGGAAGAAAGAAAAACACGCAGGCAUGGAAGACAUUGAUGUCAUCACAAAUCGUCCGAUGAUACUUAUUGGUGGCCGCCUCAAGAAAUCAAUGUACCCAACAUUACAUUUAGUUCAUUCACCUUCAGGUUCAGUGCACAGACACCAGAAGUCAGGUUUACGUGUUUAUAGCACCUCAUCAUCACCAUCGCCAUCACUAACCCACAUCGACGAACGUGGUCGUGCAUCUAUGGUUGAUGUUGGCGAGAAACAGCCCACGAAGCGCACUGCGACAGCUUCUGGUCGAAUAUACAUAACGAAACUGGCAUAUGAAUUAGUCACAGCCUCCUACCCAACGGAAGAUUCUUCGUCCUCAUCCGCAGAAUCUAGAGCCGUCGCCAAAGCGAGGCACAAGGGUGACGUGCUAACGGUUGCCCAGCUGGCUGCGAUUAUGGGGGCAAAACAAACUUCAUCUUUGAUACCGCUUUGCCAUCCUCUCGCACUUUCAAAAAUUGGCGUUGUUCUACAGCCAGAGACUACAACAAGAAAAUCAGGAAGUGGCGAAGAUGUAACGUAUAGCAUUCUAUGUACUGCGACCGUUGCAUGCGAGGGCAAGACUGGAGUCGAAAUGGAGGCAUUGACAUCUGUGUCUGUAGGCCUGUUGACAGUCUGGGACAUGCUGAAAGCUGUGGCUGGGCAGGAAAUGAUUAUCGGUGAAAUUAUGGUCACUCACAAAGCUGGCGGACGAAGUGGUGAUUUCAGCAGGCCAGAGAUUGAUACAAUGCUAUGCGAUACUUGA
Molecule: messenger RNA, 1854 nt
Organism: Psilocybe cubensis
Lineage: Eukaryota; Fungi; Basidiomycota; Agaricomycetes; Agaricales; Agrocybaceae
Exons: 8
Coding region: 1-1854 (617 amino acids)
Biological process (GO): Mo-molybdopterin cofactor biosynthetic process
Molecular function (GO): metal ion binding; 4 iron, 4 sulfur cluster binding; cyclic pyranopterin monophosphate synthase activity
Source: RefSeq, a predicted model, not a curated record